AUGCAUCUUAUCAGCUCCCUCUCUCUCUUCCUCGCCUUUGCACUAUCUGCAUUGGCCAUGACCAUAACCUCUCCCAAGUCAACUAACCAGAAAGUCGACUUCAGCAAGCCGUUCACAAUCCGCUGGACUACGGUUCCCUCCGACCCCAAGCAGUUCACCAUCACGCUGGUCAAUAUGGACGGGCACAACGUGGAUCAGGAUCUCGCUGUUGACGUUGAUGCAUCUGAGGAGGAGUACACCAUUGAUAAAAUCGAGGAUAUUCCUAUCGCAAACAACUACCAAAUCAACUUCCGCUCCACCGAGAAGAACAACAUGGGUAUUUUGGCUCAAAGCCCCAGGUUCAACGUGACUAAGGUCGCGGAGGAUGAGGAGACCGCCGAGCCCACUGCCAACGCCACCAGAACACAAUCUAACAUGGCCCCGACAGAGACAGACGCGAAUGGAGCUGGACGUGCGAUGGGCGUCUUUUCCGGAUCUGUUGCCAUGGCGGGUGUAAUGGCGUUGGCUGUUUUCGCCUUGUGA
Molecule: messenger RNA, 522 nt
Organism: Aspergillus nidulans FGSC A4
Lineage: Eukaryota; Fungi; Ascomycota; Eurotiomycetes; Eurotiales; Aspergillaceae
Product: GPI anchored serine-threonine rich family protein
Exons: 5
Coding region: 1-522 (173 amino acids)
Source: RefSeq, a predicted model, not a curated record